CAAACUUAAACUUGUAAACAUUUAUAAAUUGUCAUAUAUCUCUCUACCUCUCGCAGGAUCAAACAACAAAAAAGAAGAAGCAAAAGAUGGGUAAAGCAAGAGGAGUAAAUAGUGGUGUUCAUCAAAGCUCUCUCGGUUAUCUCUUUGGUCCUUCCGGGGAUUCUCCUUCCUCUGCCGCUGCAACAUUGGGGACCACAACCACGACAACCACGACAACCACAACAGACGGAACCGGAAGAAGACCAGUUACGACCACGACCACCACCAUCACUGAUAAUAAUAAUAGAUUAGCUGCAGGUGUAAGAGGAAGUCCUAAUAAUUACUUCAGAUCAGAAGGCCAAAACUCUGGAAACUUUCUCACGGAGAGGCCUUCUACUAAGGUUCGUUCAGCUCCUGGGGGAGUAUCAUCUCUUGGCUAUCUCUUUGGAGGACUAAAUGAUGCUGAUUCUGUUAAGAAAUGAAGUUGCUUUCAUGGCUUUCCCACAAUUCAAGAUUUGUAAAAAACAUCAAAUGUACAUUUCCAUAAACAUGGUUGUGAUUCAUUACGUGCUUGUAGAAACCUUAAAACAAUGUUUUUCUUGACAAAAUUUC
Raphanus sativus (radish) is the source of this 591-nucleotide messenger RNA. RefSeq names its product protein SPIRAL1-like 3. Gene Ontology annotation, biological process: cortical microtubule organization. Bases 87 to 461 code for a protein of 124 amino acids. Gene Ontology annotation, cellular component: cortical microtubule, transverse to long axis. The record is from RefSeq and is a predicted model, not a curated record. The transcript has 2 exons. Lineage: Eukaryota; Viridiplantae; Streptophyta; Magnoliopsida; Brassicales; Brassicaceae.